This is a messenger RNA of Exophiala dermatitidis NIH/UT8656, 1149 nucleotides long. Its product is annotated as transcription initiation factor TFIIA large subunit. Bases 1 to 1149 code for a protein of 382 amino acids. The record is from RefSeq and is a predicted model, not a curated record. Gene Ontology annotation, biological process: transcription by RNA polymerase II; transcription initiation at RNA polymerase II promoter. Lineage: Eukaryota; Fungi; Ascomycota; Eurotiomycetes; Chaetothyriales; Herpotrichiellaceae. The transcript has 4 exons. Gene Ontology annotation, cellular component: transcription factor TFIIA complex.
AUGUCAAAAGCACUGGUGGGCGAGGUGUAUGCCAAAGUCAUCAACGAUGUCUGUGAGUGGUCUCGACAGGAUUUCGAAGAGGGAGGCGUGGAACUGGCGACUCUAGAUCUGCUGAAGUCGGAAUGGCAGAAGAAGCUGUCUGGUCUUAAGGUGGCACAACUUCCAUGGGACCCUCCUCCACCGCCCGUCGUGAAAGACCAACCGACUCUGCCCAGCAACGCCAAACCCAUCCCUCCCACUCUUCCCAGCAAUGGCAACAGUGUCAAGAACGCACCUCCACCUCAACAGUCUUCUCCCGCUGUGGCUCCCGUCAAGGCCGAAAGUAAUAACGCUACCUCGCAUCCUCCCCCUCAUGCACCCGUUCCACAACAGUACCAAGCUCCUUCGUUCCAGCAAGGGGAGCCGAUGACGGCACGUGAUCGAGCCGCGAUGAAUCUACAUCAGAGCUUUGGACAACGAGCUGGACCCCAGAUCGCACAACUCCAGUCUAACCAGCAACCGAAGUUGCAGUCCCCUGGGGUACAGUCCUCACCAUACAUCAAGCAGGAAGACGGAGGACAACAGUCUUUCGCAGGAGUCCAAGACUACCCAGACGACGUUAAACCACAGAUAUCCGCCCCACUUAAGUCAAGCCAGACUGACGGAGCUGGAGAAGAUCGCGACACAUGGGAUGCUGAGUACUCUCGCCGCAAAGCACUAGCUGCGGCACACGGCGUGGAAGCCGAUAAUUUGAUGCGAGCACAGUUUCUGGCGAAACAACGAGAGCUGGAAGGUGGCGGUCUACUGCUGAAUCUCGACGAACGCGCCCCAGCGCCUAGCAAGGCUGUGUCCCGGAAGCUCAGGGAUCUCAACGGUGAAGGCACAUCCGGUAGCAAUAUUCCCUCCAUCACACGUGCUCAGGGCGACGCUGGAGGCGAUGAUGACGACGAUGAAGAAGACGAAGAUGCCAUCAACUCAGACCUCGACGACCCAGAUGAGCUGGCGGCGAAUGCUGAAGACGGUGACAACACUGACCAAGUCAUGCUGUGUACCUAUGACAAGGUCCAGCGCGUCAAGAAUAAGUGGAAGUGUACGCUAAAGGAUGGCAUCUUUCGCGUCGACGGCACCGAGUACGUCUUCCACAAAGGUCAAGGCGAAUUCGAGUGGUGA